Linnemannia hyalina is the source of this 1869-nucleotide messenger RNA. The record is from the annotation of a GenBank genome assembly. NCBI's taxonomy places the organism in Eukaryota, Fungi, Mortierellomycota, Mortierellomycetes, Mortierellales, Mortierellaceae.
AUGAAGAUCACCAUCGCUGCCGCCAUCGGUCUUUUGGCCCUCUCCGUCACCGAGGCCGUCAAGGUCAACCCUCUCCCCGCUCCCGUCACCAUCCAGUGGGCUAAGACCGGCCCCGUCAAGGUCGACAACAACUUCAAGAUCGUUGGACCCAAGCACGAUAUCCUCAACAAGGCCUACGCUCGCACUGCCUCCUUGAUUAAGUCCGAGAGAUGGAUCCCUGUCACUUGGGAGCGCCCCGCCGCCGAGUUCCCCCCAUUCCCCGUCCUCGGCAAGCGUGGCGAUGAGGAAGAGUUCAGUGCCGCCCACGCCGCGAACUCCAACAACAACAAGAAGACCCUCAAGACUAUCCAGGUCCACGUCUCCGACUUGAAGGCCGACCUUCAGCACGGAGUUGACGAGACCUACACCCUUGAUAUCACCGCUGCCGGUCAGGGUACCAUCAAGGCCAAGACCGUUUGGGGUGCCCUCCACGGUCUCCAGACCCUCAACCAGAUCGUCAUCAGCGACGGCAAGAAGGGUCUCCAAAUCGAGCAGCCCGUCCACAUUGCCGAUGGUCCCAAGUACAUUCACCGUGGUGUCCUCUACGAUACCUCCCGCAACUUCUACAGCUUGAAGUCGCUCUACCGCCAAAUUGACGCCCUCUCCUACGCCAAGAUGAACGUUUUCCACUGGCACAUCACCGACAACCAGUCCUGGCCCGUUGAGAUCAAGAAGUACCCUCAGAUGACCAAGGAUGCUUACUCUCCCCGCGAGAUCUACACCCAGAAGGACAUUGCCGCCGUCAUUAAGUACGGUCGCGAGCGCGGUGUCCGUGUUAUGCCCGAGCUCGACAUGCCCGGUCACUCCUCCUCCGGAUGGCUCCAGGUCGACAAGAAGGCCGUCACCUGCGCCGACUCCUGGUGGGAUAACGAUGGCUGGACUCACCACUCCGCUGUCCAGCCUAACCCCGGUCAGCUUGACAUUGCUUACGAGGGUACCUACAAGCUGAUCAAGGAUGUCUACAGAGAGUUGACCGGUGUCUUCAAGGACAACCUCUUCCACGUCGGUUUCGAUGAGCUCCACACCUACUGCUACAACUACUCCACGUACUCCCAGGAGUGGUUCAAGAAGCGCCCCGGUGCAACCUACCCCGACUUUGCCCAGUACUACAUGGACAAGACUCUCCCCAUCUUCAAGGACAAGCCCUCGCGUCGCCUGGUCAUGUGGGAGGAUGUCGUCCUCUCUCCCGACUUCCCCGCCAAGUCCGUCCCCAAGGAUGUCAUCAUGCAGUCCUGGAACCAGGGUGUCGACAACAUCAAGAAGCUCGCCCAGAAGGGUUACGAUAUCAUCGUUUCCUCGGCCGAUUUCUUGUAUCUCGACUGCGGUCACGGAGGAUGGGUCACCAACGAUCCCCGCUACAACGUCAACAGUCCCCCAGCACUUCCCAAGGCCAUCCAGGAUGCCUUCGAUGCCAACCCUUCGGCCUAUUACCCCGCCUCGAACAACUACCUCGGUUCCGGCGCCUCGUGGUGCGAUCCCUACAAGACUUGGCAGCGCAUUUACUCUUUCGACUUCACCGAGGGUUUGACCGCUGCCGAGGCCAAGCACGUCAUUGGUGGUGAGGUCGCCAUGUGGUCCGAGCAGGCUGAUUCCACCAACAUCGACACCAAGGUCUGGCCCCGUACUGCAGCCUUGGCCGAGUCCCUUUGGUCUGGCAACCGUAACUCCAAGGGCUUCAAGCGCGCCACCGAGCUCUCUGCCCGUAUCCAAGACUUCCGUGAGCGUCUUGUCGACCGUGGCAUUCUCGCCGCUCCUUUGGUCCCCAAGUACUGCUUGCAGCACCCCCACCACUGUGAUCUCUUCCGCAACCAGACCGCCUGGGGCAAGUAA